CGGCAUCUCAAAGCCAAUCCAAACUAGUGAAGAUGUGAAGCCAAUCCCUGACUUCUGUGACGUUUUCACGUGAGGCCCUGCGUCGCCCACCACGUCGGACCUUGGACAAACUCGUGCUUCUCCAGUGUGCGCUGAAGCUGGCUGUGGAUGCCAGAGAUCAGACCCAGUUCCAGGAUGGAGGUGGAGGUGGCAGCAUCCAGGAGCCCAAGAUUCCAGGAGCACAGAACAAUGGAACUCUUGGCUGAUCUUACUGUAAAGAGUAAGUGCAUGUUGGUUCAGUACCUGAAAAGUCUUCCCACUGGCAGGAAAUGGGUGUUGCUGCCUCACAUAUAUCUGUUGCAUGUUUAGUUCUGUCUUGGCAUCUACUUCUUGGGAGCCAUGGACUAGCUCACAUGGUAGCACAUGGAGCAUCUGGGAUGACUGCAUGACAAGCAGAUGUUAUGAGCAAGUCUCAAAGGACCUGAGGAGGAUUCAAAAGAUAAGUAACCAGGUGGUAUAAUUUUGGCUAACCAAAACUGAUGCUGUGCCUAGGAACAAAUCAAAGAUUAUUUACGAGGUGGUUAAGAGGAGCUCUAUUAGCAAUGGAAGUAUUGAUCUAAGAUAUGAAGAUACAUAAGGAUGGGAUAUGUGGUGCUUUGUCUGGUAAGUGAGGUAGAUUUACUUAUCAUCUAAAAUAAAGAAUACUCAUGUAGCAGCUGCUUUGGUGCCCUGCUUCAUCUUGCCCUCGGCCCAUCUCUGAUUUUAAUUGUGGCAAGGGUGGACAGUUCUGGGCAAGCUCAACCUUGUGACGAUAGCAUCCCUCAAGCAUGGUCCGGGAGAUAGCACCUGGACUCAAGCAAGCAUGGUCUGGGAGAAGAGUUGCCAGAUUUUAAAAAUGAAGAAGAAGGAGAGGUUUGCCUGGGUAAAUUUGAAUUUCAGAAAAAAAUGAAUAAUUUUUAGUGUAAAUAUGUCUCAGGUAAUACAUAUAAUGAAAAAGUAUUUACUAUUUACCUGAAGUCCUAAUUUAACUGGGCAUCUUGUAUUUUAUUGGCACCCUUAGCCAAGAAGGUCUCCACUUUUCUGUCGUGGAGGUUUUUUUGAAGCCACAGGAGCUUUCUCAUCCUCCACCUCAGCAGCCUAGGCUUGAAAAGGUUUUAAUGUCUGAGCACUACCCCUCAACUAAUGGAGAAUUGCAGCUAGGGGAUCAACACUCAGCACAUGUCCUUCUAACAGAGAAGGGAGCCUUCUGUCUGUUUCUGAGGUCCCUGCAAUAUCUAGUCUCUAUGUUCUGUAUCAGCAGUCUCAGGAACACAAGCCUGUACUGGCCUCUUCUCGUCUUCUCUCUCUUCCUGUUUCUUCUGCUUCCUGUGAUUGCCCUUCAAAUAAAUCUAAGUCCUUGUCUUAGGAUCCACAUUUGGAAGAAUCUAAAUUAAGACAAUGCAAUUAUGGAUAAAGGCGAGUAUAUGCAAUCUCUUCUCCCCAAUGAUUUCAAACACCCAUAAAUUUGAAAAAUAAGUUUGCCGAAAUAGAUGGUUACCUAAUUAUAUGAGGAUGUAAUUUUAGAUUCUAGUAAAUAAAAAAUUAGGCAAUUUACAUUUCAGGAAGGGACAUUUUCCUUUUUCGACUGUAAAUAAACCACAUAUUAACUUACGGUCAAAAAAUAUUCUUAUGAAAACAUUAACCCACCAGUAUGUAAAAAGUAAGCAACUAAAACUAUAAGCAAAUCUAUUUUCUAGUAUAUGCAUUUUAUUUAUUUAUUUUUAAAGAUUUUAUUUAUUUAUUCAUGAGAAACAGAGAGAGAGAGAGAGAGAGAGAGAGAGGGAGAAGCAGGCUCCAAGCAGGGAGCCUGACACGGGACUCGAUCCCGGGUCUCCAGGAUCAAGCCCUGGGCUGAAGGCGGCGCUAAACCGCUGAGCCACCCAGGCUGCCCUAGUAUAUGCAUUUUAAAGGCAAGACCAGUUUUGUUUAAAGAAGUGAUGGAAUGCGUUUGUAUGGGUAUCUGUAGUGCGUCUGGGAAGUUUGUGAUCAUGAGCUCUCAAGUACUUCUGGUCAUCAGUAUAAAUAUUGUGAUACUUUUGAAGAGUUACGUUCACUUUUGGCACUGUUUUGCAUUUCAUCACAAUUUUCCAGUACCUUUAGACCGCACGAGGUUGUGCAUAAAACAAUCAAUCAUCCCCUUUAGGCUGUUUGGCAGAGACAGCCAAUGACUUGUUCUGUCAUGAACUGAAUUCAUAUAUAUUCAUGAGGCCCAGAGAAGCACUUCAUUGUUUCAGAUUGUUUUGUUAUUUUAGAAUAAAUCAUAAAGACACCAUCCCACCCAUAGCUGGUAAAGAAAUAUUUGUCCUAUGAUCCUCACCUUUGUGGUUUGUAGUGUUUUAACUUGCACAGUUUAGCCCACAUUACAUGUUUUUUUUUUUUUUACAGUAAGUUGCAUACCUUUUUAAAAAGCACCAUGCCUGUGCUCCCUUGUAUCAGCAAAAAUGAGAAACAUCUAAAGACUGAAAUGACAUGUGUCCUAAGAGUGAUUUAAUUUUCACGAACUGAGGGACUCACGGCAGAAUGGUAAACUCCCUACAGGAUGUCUGCAUGAACUUCAGUAAGAACCACAAUAGCACUGGCAGCAUUAAAACAAUUGCUGAGAAAGCUAUUUGAACACCUCUGAUUAACAGGAGAAGAGGGCUGGAAUCUGACGACUUGGGUUGAAAUCCUGGCCUGGAUGGAUUAGCUCGUGAAACUCAGACAACGUAUUUGAUUUUUAACCCUGGGUGUUCUCAUCUCUAUAAUAUAGUCGAUGUGCUUAGCUGCAAAAAAACUGAACCCACUUUGGCUAGAUUAAACAGAAGAAGAAUUGAUGAAAGGAGACCAGGCGGCUCAAACAUUUUGGAGUACACACAGCCACAUUUUUGUUUGGAAUGAUGCAAUACCCAAGAAAGAAUGUUUUGGGGGACAAAAAUACGCUCAUCAAGAGCUUUGCAGUUUUUCCUCCAUAAGGCCAAGGCACUGGAGAGGUUCCUCUAGGCACUGGUCAUUACCAGUCAUUCCUCACUGGUUACUGCCGAGUUAUCCAUGUCCAGGCUACAUGUUCCCAUCAGCACACCCCAGCAGCAACAGCACGAUGAAUCAAGCCAGAAAUGGAGGCAGGCAUUUCAGUAACACUGGACUGGAUCGGAACACUCGAGUUCAAGUGGGUUGCCGGGAACUGCGUUCCACCAAGUACAUCUCUGAUGGCCAGUGCACCAGCAUCAGCCCUCUGAAAGAGCUGGUGUGUGCUGGCGAGUGCUUGCCCCUGCCGGUGCUCCCCAACUGGAUUGGAGGAGGCUAUGGAACAAAGUACUGGAGCCGGAGGAGCUCCCAGGAAUGGAGGUGUGUCAAUGACAAAACACGUACCCAGAGAAUCCAGCUGCAGUGCCAAGACGGCAGCACGCGCACCUACAAAAUCACAGUGGUCACUGCCUGCAAGUGCAAGAGGUACACUCGCCAGCACAACGAGUCCAGUCAUAACUUUGAGAGCAUGUCGCCUGCCAAGCCAGCCCAGCAUCCCAGAGAGCGGAAAAGAGCCAGCAAAUCCAGCAAGCACAGCCUGAGUUAGAACCCAGACUCUCAAAACCAGACUGACUAGUAACCAUCUGCUUUACAGAUUUGAUUGCUUGGAAGACUCGAGCCUGCCAUUGCUAUUUUGUUACUUGAAAAUAUAUGCUUUCUGCUUUGAUCAAACCCACCAAGCUGUCCUAAGUAUCAGGACCUUCUUUGGGAAAGUUUUUCCUUUUCAAGGUUUUCAAGAUGUAUGCAUAUCCAUGAGUGCAAUUUGCAUUUAAAUUCCAUGCAACCUAUACUUUUAAUUCCCCACGUUCUCCAAAGACUGGUGAUACUAUAUACAUCACUGAAUCCUUACUUUUUAAAACAGAAAAAGGCUUCUUGGUUACCCUCCACUCCCCAGCCCAUCCCCUACUCCCAUCUCCAACAGAACUCUUCAAAAUUAAAAAGUCAAAAAAAAAAAAAAAAUAGUUGCCAUGAAUCUUCACAGUAACACUUCAGAAAGGUGCUUUACUUUAUUUUAUUUUAUUUUAUUUGUAAUCUUCGUGGGAACAGUUCAACAGCCAUGAGUGAUUUCCUUUGAAAGAGGGCGAGAUAUUGUGACAUUUCACUUCAAAAAUAAGCCCUGUAGCUUUUUACAGUCUCAUAGUAUGAAAUUAUACCCUGCAUGCUGACCCUUGCUUAGAGUGGAAUGCCAGAAAUGCAUGGCAGCAACUAAUAAGUAAAACUGAUGAACUAUUUAUUUGUCAAUGUUAUUAUUUAAUGAGCUUUCACAUGUGAUUUUUUUCAAACUGUUAAUUUUUUUACGUUUUGAAGCUUUUCCAUGUACCUAAAUAUUUUCCUGUAUAAUUUGUGGUUGAUCUAGAAAUAUGAGAAUACAUGUUGUAGAUAUGUAAAAUAAAUAUUUUAGUCUCCUUAUUGCAUAUAUGUUUCAUCAUGAACUUUAUAGUAUGGAUCUUUUAAAAUCAGUAAGAUGCUUUGUAAAGGUGAAAUAUGUAAUACUUUUUUGUUUCAUCUGUGCAAUCAGAAGGUGAUUUAACCUUCAAAUCCAUCAGUUUCUUUUAACGAAAAUAAACACUGCUAAAAGUUAUUGUCCUUGCCUUUAA
This is a messenger RNA of Canis lupus familiaris (dog), 4619 nucleotides long. RefSeq names its product sclerostin domain containing 1. Gene Ontology annotation, molecular function: BMP binding. The record is from RefSeq and is a predicted model, not a curated record. NCBI's taxonomy places the organism in Eukaryota, Metazoa, Chordata, Mammalia, Carnivora, Canidae. Gene Ontology annotation, biological process: negative regulation of Wnt signaling pathway; negative regulation of BMP signaling pathway. The transcript is spliced from 10 exons. Bases 2831 to 3568 code for a protein of 245 amino acids.